This is a messenger RNA of Orcinus orca (killer whale), 3921 nucleotides long. It is a transcript of the gene SF1, whose product is annotated as splicing factor 1. Gene Ontology annotation, cellular component: nucleus. The coding region runs from base 416 to 2686 and encodes 756 amino acids. NCBI's taxonomy places the organism in Eukaryota, Metazoa, Chordata, Mammalia, Artiodactyla, Delphinidae. Gene Ontology annotation, biological process: regulation of mRNA splicing, via spliceosome. The record is from RefSeq and is a predicted model, not a curated record. Gene Ontology annotation, molecular function: mRNA binding; zinc ion binding. The transcript has 13 exons.
UCCCCUCCCUUCUGGACUCCGAGCUCAGUUCGCGCAGUAACAAAUGAAGUGCGCGCUGCGACACCUCUCAGCUCUCCAGGCUCAGCCGCCAUUUCCUCGCCUGGCCUAACGGUCCGGCCAAUCCCAGCGCGCAUCGAGAAGGGCUAAGGCUCCGCCAAUCGGAGGCCGCCGAUUUCGACCCCUUGCCUCGGCCCGGCCCAAUCCAGGCUCCGGCCCCGUCGCCCCCGACCCGCCCCCGCGGCGCCCUCUCUCCUCCCUCUUUGUGCGUCUCGCGCCGCCGCCGCCGCCCGCCGCGUGAGAGGACGGGCUCCGCGCGCUCCGCGGCAGCACAGUCAGGUCCCCUCCCCCCAGAAGAUUCGCGAAGGAGAAACCGCCGCCGAAGAGGAGCCGCCGGUGCCGGUCCCUGGGGGGCGCCAUGGCGACCGGAGCGAACGCCACGCCGCUGGGUAAGCUGGGCCUCCCUGGCCCCAAAGGGGGCUUCGAGCCGGGGCCACCGCCUGCCCCCGGGCCUGGGACGGGGCUGCUGGUGUCCGGGCCGCCGCCGCCCCCGCCCGUGGGCUCGGUGGGGGCCCUGACCGCGGCCUUCCCCUUCGCGGCGCUGCCGCCGCCGCCCCCGCCGCCCCCGCCGCCGCCCCCCCCGCCUCCCCAGCAGCCGCCGCCGCCCUCCCCGGGCUCCUCGUACCCGUCGCCGCAGCCGCCCCCUCCGCCGCCGCUCUACCAGCGCGUGUCGCCACCGCAGCCGCCACCCCAGCCGCCGCGUCAGGACCAGCAGCCGGGCCCGGCCGGUGGCGGAGGAGACUUUCCCAGUAAGAAGCGGAAGAGGAGCCGCUGGAACCAAGACACAAUGGAACAGAAGACGGUGAUUCCAGGAAUGCCUACAGUUAUCCCCCCUGGACUUACUCGGGAACAAGAAAGAGCUUAUAUAGUGCAACUGCAGAUAGAAGACCUGACUCGUAAACUGCGCACAGGAGACCUGGGCAUCCCCCCUAACCCUGAGGACAGGUCCCCUUCCCCUGAGCCCAUCUACAAUAGCGAGGGGAAGCGGCUUAACACUCGCGAGUUCCGCACCCGCAAAAAGCUUGAAGAGGAGCGGCAUAACCUCAUCACGGAAAUGGUUGCCCUCAACCCUGAUUUCAAGCCACCUGCAGAUUACAAACCUCCAGCAACACGUGUGAGCGAUAAAGUAAUGAUUCCACAAGAUGAGUAUCCAGAAAUCAACUUUGUGGGGCUGCUGAUUGGGCCCAGAGGGAACACCUUGAAGAACAUAGAGAAGGAGUGUAAUGCCAAGAUCAUGAUCCGGGGGAAAGGCUCUGUGAAAGAAGGGAAAGUCGGGCGCAAAGAUGGCCAGAUGCUGCCAGGAGAAGAUGAGCCGCUUCAUGCCCUGGUUACUGCCAAUACCAUGGAGAAUGUGAAGAAAGCAGUAGAACAGAUAAGAAACAUUCUGAAGCAGGGUAUCGAGACUCCUGAGGACCAGAACGAUCUACGGAAGAUGCAGCUUCGAGAGUUGGCUCGUUUGAAUGGGACCCUUCGGGAAGAUGAUAACAGGAUCUUAAGACCCUGGCAGAGCUCGGAGACCCGCAGCAUUACCAAUACCACAGUGUGUACCAAGUGUGGAGGGGCUGGCCACAUUGCUUCCGAUUGCAAAUUCCAAAGGCCUGGUGACCCCCAGUCAGCUCAGGAUAAAGCGCGGAUGGAUAAAGAAUACUUGUCCCUCAUGGCCGAACUGGGGGAGGCACCUGUGCCCGCAUCUGUGGGCUCCACCUCUGGGCCUGCCACCACACCCCUGGCCAGUGCACCUCGGCCCGCUGCUCCCGCCAGCAAUCCACCUCCACCGUCUCUCAUGUCCACUACCCAGAGCCGCCCACCCUGGAUGAAUUCUGGCCCGUCAGAGAGUCGGCCCUACCAUGGCAUGCACGGAGGUGGCCCUGGUGGGCCCGGAGGUGGCCCGCACAGCUUCCCACACCCGUUACCCAGCCUGACGGGCGGGCACGGUGGACAUCCCAUGCAGCACAACCCGAAUGGACCCCCUCCUCCUUGGAUGCAGCCGCCGCCACCACCGAUGAACCAGGGCCCCCACCCACCUGGGCACCAUGGCCCUCCUCCAAUGGAUCAGUACCUGGGAAGUACGCCUGUGGGCUCUGGGGUCUAUCGCCUGCAUCAAGGAAAAGGUAUGAUGCCGCCACCACCUAUGGGCAUGAUGCCGCCGCCGCCGCCGCCUCCCAGUGGGCAGCCUCCACCCCCUCCCUCUGGUCCUCUUCCCCCAUGGCAGCAGCAGCAGCAGCAGCCUCCACCGCCCCCUCCGCCCAGCAGCAGUAUGGCUUCCAGUACCCCUUUGCCAUGGCAGCAAAAUACGACGACUACCACCACGAGCGCUGGCACAGGGUCCAUCCCGCCAUGGCAACAGCAGCAGGCGGCUGCCGCAGCUUCUCCAGGAGCCCCUCAGAUGCAAGGCAACCCCACUAUGGUGCCCCUGCCCCCAGGGGUCCAGCCGCCUCUGCCGCCCGGGGCCCCUCCCCCUCCGCCGCCUCCGCCGCCUGGUUCCGCCGGCAUGAUGUAUGCCCCGCCCCCUCCUCCUCCGCCUCCCAUGGACCCUUCUAACUUUGUCACCAUGAUGGGCAUGGGGGUGGCGGGCAUGCCACCCUUCGGGAUGCCUCCAGCUCCCCCACCGCCUCCACCACAGAACUAGACUCGGUUUUUUAAGAAAAUAUAUAUUAUAUAUAGAGAGAAUUGGUCUCGUUUAAACACACGCCGAACCUCGCCAUAUGGAGCCAGACAUUGGGACGCACGCAUGUGAUUGUGUGCACGCAUGUGUGUGUGUGCACGCACCGGGCUGGGCCAAGCGACUGAGGCCUCGCUUAGGAAUGGGCAGGUGGUAGUAGGGGCGCCAGCUUGGGCUCUCCUGGCGCCCCGUAGCAUCGAGUGUCUUCUUUGUCUUCUUUCUCUCCUCACCCAAAUCCCUUUGCCUCUCCCCAAACCGGGCCGCCAGGAUCCCUCCCCGCGGCGGCGAUGGCCCGAGCCAUGAGAGUGAGGACUUUCCGCGCCCAUUGGUGACCCUUCCAGGCAGACAGCCUCAGCAGCGCCCCUGGUGGACAGGAUGGUUCGGCAAAGCAGCCUGAGUUAUUUUUAUGGACGGAAUCGGAACACGCUGGCUCCAUAUUGUGAAAUUUUUUAUUAAUUUUUUCUUUUUCCUUUGUUAUUUCCUUAUCUUUUCCUUUCUUCAGACUCCGUCCAAGGAGAUGCUCUCCCCGGUCUUCUGCUGCAAUUAGAUUCCUUUCCCUUUUUCAUUCCUCGUUCUUCUCUUUCUAAGGAGAGAGGAACAAAUGGUUCUUAGGCAAAGGCUUUUGGCCACCAGUGUCAGGCUAGUGGGGGGUUCCUUUGGUUCUAAGAUUUUCAAGGUGCCAUAGUCGCCCUGAGAUUUUUUUUCCCCUAAUUUUAAGCGUGGGGUUUUGUCUCUGUCACCUUUGUAGACUGGCGGGUUGACCCCCAGGUCCAGGGUCCAUUUCCGUCCUGGCAUCCCUGCCAGCAGUCGGGGCCACCUAUGCUGCCGUGGGCUUGUCUGCCAGCCAGGAGCGCCCUUUCCACGCCCCUGAGCACCUGAGCUGCCUCAGAUUCCAUUUGUUCCUCUCUUUCCUGGAAGGUUUCCUUUUCAAAUUUAUUUUAGUCCCAAAUGUCAGUGUUUUGCAGUGUCUAGGGGUUUGAGCCCUUUGUUUUCCAUUCUGCUUCUUUUUUUCCUCCUUCCUCUUAAUGGUGUGAUUAUGUUGAUAAUAAUGUAUAAUGCGCGUUCUCUUCACUGGUUUAUCUGCAGAAAUUUCUCUGGGCUUUUUUUUUUUUUUUUUUUUUUUUUUUUUUUUUUUUUGGUGUAUGAUUCAACACUGCGUUAAAGGGGGAUGUUCCAUUGAAUAAAAGAGCAGUGUGGUUUUC